AUGGCUGGCGGGAAAGUUAUCAUUUACGGCGGACGUGGCGCUCUUGGAAGUACCAUUGUAGAACACUUUAAGAAUAACAACUUUGUGAGUUUUACUAUAGAUCUGAAUAGUAAUGACAACGCUGACGCAAACGUUUUCGUGGACAAUCAAGACGAUUGGGUUGCUCAAGAAGAGAGAAUUCUUAAAGGGAUUUCCUCUGCUCUGGACUCCCCAGUUGAUGGUAUCUUCUGUGUGGCUGGGGGUUGGGCUGGCGGCAACACUUGCGCAGAUGACUUCAUCAAAAACGCUAACCUCAUGUGGCAACAGUCUGUUUGGAGCAGCGCCAUUGCUGCUAAGAUCGCCGCAAAACACUUGAAACCGGGUGGAUUGCUUCAACUCACUGGUGCAUACGCGGCAACGAGUGCGACUGCCGGCAUGAUCGGCUAUGGAAUGGCGAAGGCCGCAGUGCAUCAGCUGACAGCGUCGCUGGCCGCCGAAGGAUCUGGUCUACCACCAGACUCCACUGUGCUGGCAUUACUCCCAAUAACUCUCGACACGCCGAUGAACCGCAAAUGGAUGCCGAACGCGGAUCAUUCAACUUGGACACCGAUGCCAUGGAUCGCAGAGCAUCUAAUGGAGUGGACUAUGGACAGCAGUAAGCGGCCUGCAAGUGGGUCACUUCUACAACUAAAAACAGCAGGUGGAACUACCGUAAUCAGCAAGGUUUAA
Angiostrongylus costaricensis is the source of this 708-nucleotide messenger RNA. NCBI's taxonomy places the organism in Eukaryota, Metazoa, Nematoda, Chromadorea, Rhabditida, Metastrongylidae. The record is from the annotation of a GenBank genome assembly.